GGAAACAAGCAGAGCCAACAAUAUUCAACUCAUGUGAUUUCGCGGACGGUUCAUUAAAUCCGUACCACUCUUCUCUAACCAUCAUCACCAAUGCUUAAGCUAGCUGCUAAGGUAUUCUUUGUAGCAUUACUUGUAUCGUCCCACAAGACGGUUCCGUUUGCAUACUUCUUCCGAUUCUACUAUCAUGUGUUCCGGUCUUGGAUAUUUACUCGAUUAGCGUUCUUAUCCAAUGCCCGAAAGAACACGAAUGACUUACCGGAUGGAUUGUUUACGUGGAUAACUCUUAGUACUCGAGUAUCACCUCUUGAAAUCGAUAUGUACAUUCACAAAUCGAAUUCUACUUACUUUUUGGAUUUAGAUAUUGCUAGAACUAAAUUGGUGUUACGGAUAUUUCAAGCCACCUGGUGGAAUCAUUACGAUAAUAUAUCCAAAGAGUAUAAAAGUACUGGAUUAGCCAAUAUUCCUUAUGCACCUAUUGGAACUGUCAAAUGUACUUUUAAGAAAGAACUUAAGGUAUUUGAACAGUUUGAUAUUAAAUCCAGGGUUUUUGCUUGGGAUUCCAAAUGGUUAUUCAUUAUCUCCAAGUUUGUUACAGUUAGGAAAGGUCAAGAGAAGGUACAUGCUAUUGCAAUGACUAAGUAUGUGUUUAAGAAGAAUGGUAGAAUAACUAUUAAACCAGAAGAGAUGAUUGCUGAAGGAGGAUUCUUGACGGAAGAAGUUAAGAAGCAGAAUGAGAUUAAUUAUCAAUUGGUUACCCAUUUGGUAUCGACUGAUCAAUUAGAGGAGUUGAUAUAGAUAGAUAGAUAUGGAUUAGAUAGAAUAGACAUAUGGUUUGGAUAGAGUAGAUGUAGAGGGUAGUAGAUGUAGAGGGUAGUAGAUACAUAGAUAAUGAGAUAUAGCAGAAGUUUAGAUAUCUAUACAUCAUAGAGUAAUGGAGUAAUGGAGUUAUAGAGACAGCUAUAGAUUAUCUCUUGCUUCAUCAUUCUAUUACUCUACUUCUAAUAGUGCCC
Messenger RNA from Scheffersomyces amazonensis, 1010 nucleotides. RefSeq lists its product as uncharacterized. The record is from RefSeq and is a predicted model, not a curated record. Lineage: Eukaryota; Fungi; Ascomycota; Pichiomycetes; Serinales; Debaryomycetaceae. The coding region runs from base 91 to 795 and encodes 234 amino acids. The transcript has a single exon.